CUUCUUAGACCCUGAGACAGAGACGUGAACGCCAAGGCAGUGGAACGUUCCUGGGACUACAGUGCACUGGGAGUCCAAAGGACUAUUGGCACAGACUCCACCUUUUGAUUUCCAAGUAGAUGAGUACAAAAGCCGAGACUGGGUCCUGAUAAAAGCCAUUAAGGAGACAAAAUUGCAGCUGGUGUGGGAAGGACCGUUUCAAGUGUUGCUAACCACUGAAUCGGCUGUGAGAACCAAGGAACGAGGCUGGGUGCAUUAUUCUAGAGUGAAAGGACCGGUGGCUUCGCCUUAUGGAUGGACAGUUGCUACAAAACCUACAAAUCCUCUUAAAUUGACUUUUAGACGACAAACCUUAGACAAUUGAUGACCAGCGGAUGGAAGAAGAAAUUUGUAUUUGGCUGGGAGUAAUAUUACUUUUUGCUAUGUUUUUGAUUGUAUUAAGAAAAGAUAUAAUUGAUUGGUGUAAAUCUAUGCUUUGGUAUCCAGUGGAUGUAAGUUCCCCUCGAGUGAUUGAUACUUUGGUGGUAAGAUAAUAAACUUUUAUCUUUCUGGACAAUAAACUGGGGGAGGGGGCUAGUCCACUAGGAAAAUGGGGUCCAUUGUGGUAGUGUUUAUUAUACUACAGGUGCAGAUAGGGAUGGGAAUUUUGGAUGUGUUGCCUAGUUACCCUAUAACAUGGCAGCAGCUAUGUUUCCAUACCGAACUCGAGCAUCGUUAUUCCCUUAUAAAAACACCACUGAGGAGGCAGCACUGAGGAGGCUGAGAUAUGUAUACAAUCAUCUUUUGGGGAUGUUAUACUGCUGGGCAGAUAUGUGCAACAGUACAAAUGAAAUAGCCCCUAAAUACAUUGAUCUUUCAAAUAGAAAGAUUCUUAUACAAUCAAUGCACUGAACAAUAUGGUAAUUAUACCCCUUCAUAUAAGAUGUUCCAAAUUUUAGAGGAAGAGUUACACUUUCCGUAUCUGGAAUUAAAAGCCCCUGCUAAGUUGAUGUUCUUAUGUGGUAACAUGGCAUUGCCCAAAUUACCUUUUGUAUGGAAGGGACGAUGUACUGUUGGUUACCUUAAAGCACCUUUACGAUAUACCAGAAGCAUUGCGGAGCCGAGGAAGAGAGAGGGCAAUGUAUUUUUGGAUUUAAUGAAGGUGGUCUUAAACAGUUCUUCCUUUUGUAUCAGAGGUGAGACAACUGUCUCUGAUAUAAUGGUGACAUGUUUUGUGGGGGUGCCUGUUCCAGGAAAAUUUUUAUUUGAAGAAGCAUGCAUUACAAUAGAACCAUAUAAUUUUAAUUUGUCACAUGUUAUAACAAUAUUUGGAAGUCCACAAAAGCCAACUAAAUGGACUAAUCAGAAGAAACUGGUAAUUGAGGUUAAAACAAUAUUACCAGCAUAUGAUUGUGUAGUUUAUAAACACCCUGAGAAAUGGCAGGAGAAGAUGAUAUAUGUUCCUGUGCCUACUGAGAAGGUGUUUCACUGUUCCGAAACGGAGGAAGUGGAAGCUAUUGGCCAGGUUCUAUAUUUGCCUAGAGGCUGGUUUCUCUUUUGUGGAUUGUAUGCUUAUGCAUAUAUCCCUGCUCAUGCCAUAGGUGGUCCUUGUACCAUUGGCCGUUGGACUACUAUUAUGGCCGUUGCACAUUUAAAAAACAUAUAUCAUAAUAUGGAGUUUUAUUAUCAGAUGAUGAAUGUAAGUUUAUACCAUACUGACCAUGUUCCUAAGAAAGUGGCUACCAAGGUAACUAUCCAUGAAUGUAUUGAAACUGUAGAGGGACACGGAGAUAAGGAAAUCCCUAAGCCUGGAAAAGAACCACAUUUAGUUAUAUAUGCUCCUGCAGACCCUACUAAAUGGCAUAUACCACCCAUAGAACCUUAUGACAAUAUUGGGGAGGGAACAUAUAAGGGGAUCUAUAGAGGUAGAAUGGAUACUACACAUUGGCAUUCGAUACUACCUGUAAUGACGAUGUAAUAGUGUUGAAUAAAGUCCAAGCUGGACUUUGGGGAAUGUUUCCAUGGAUAUCUACACAGUAUAACCAAUUACAACUUGGACACUUAGCUUGUGCUUUAGCUAAAAGUAUAAAUGAAACAUCGUCUGAUAUUGCUGCAUUGGCUGAUGAGAUGGGAGAAAUAGGAAAGUCUUUGUUGCAAAAUAGGGUAGCUGUAGAUUAUAUGUUAUUAAGGAUGGGUCAUGGAUGCGAGGAAUUCCAAGGCCUUUGUUGUUUUAAUAUAUCCGACAAAUCUCAAUUUAUAAUCCAAGUUGAGUUCAUUACAUAAUAUUACUACACAUUUAACUCAUGUAACCGAAAAUGCAGCUUUUAAGGGAGCUUGGGACACAGUAACCUCAUGGUUACCCAGUUUUGCAUGGUUGAGGGAAUUGUUUGUUGGUAUUAUACUCAUUAUAGUUAUAGGUCUUAUUUCAUGUCUUUGUAUUAAAUGUAUACCUGUAUGCUGUAGAGCGAAAAGACAGAAGAAACUAACUGGAGAAUCACGUGGUAUCUUAGGCUGCAGAGAAGUUUCUAUAAGUUGCAGGACAUACAUAAUUUACAGGAAUAAAAAUUAAGGAAAAGGAAAAGGGAGGAUUGAGAGAAAUAAGAAUUAUUCCUGUAAAAAGUAUACUCUGAGCUACACCAUUUUAAGUGCCUUAUUUUAUCUUGUAUAAUCUGAUUAUAUAAUUGAACUAAGAGAACAUAAUAAGAACAUGAGAACAUGAGAAGAGGAAAUGUGUAGUUCCUAAAGAUGCUUGUUUUGCAGGAUAUAUGAUGCAUAAACCAAUGUUCUGGGUCACUUUGCCCCUCUUCAAUAAGGGGAAGUACGCACAUAAUGAUACCACGUGCAUAAGUGGUAUUUUCGUGUAGGGUAUUUCUACUGGGAAGAUAGGGAAUUUCCAGGGCAGAACAUGUGCCAAAUAUGUUAUAUAAGAUCUGAAACUGAUGCUCUAGGGACCUGCUUAUAUCCUGUUUUAUUGGACUUGUGUAUCCUGAAGUAUGUAUAUAAGAUCUGUGAGUAGAAGACCUAAUUGCUCCCUUUUCCUCUGGAGGGGAGUCA
Messenger RNA from Pantherophis guttatus, 3033 nucleotides. Lineage: Eukaryota; Metazoa; Chordata; Lepidosauria; Squamata; Colubridae. The record is from RefSeq and is a predicted model, not a curated record.